UCUUCAGCGCAGACGGGCAGAAAUUCUUUGGCUGUACAGUUUCCAAUCAAUAAGAGCGUUUUCCUGCUCAAAUCCUAGUGCUAUCGCUACUAAUUCGCGCUGUUUGACAAAACCGACUUCAAAAUUAUACGUUCGCCUAAAGGACACAAUGACCCGAGCUAACAUUGAACUGGGCGAUGUGACCCACCACAACCUGAAGCAGCUGAAGAAGAUCAACACGGUGGUGCUGCCGGUUUUGUACAAUGACAAGUUCUACCUGGAUGUGCUGGAAUCGGGAGAGCUAGCCAAACUUGCCUACUAUAACGACGUGGUUGUCGGUGCGGUCUGUUCUCGAAUAGAUACUACCGAAAAUAUGCGAAGGUUGUAUAUUAUGACGCUGGGCUGUCUGUACCCUUAUCGACGGUUGGGUAUUGGUAGUGUGAUGGUCAAGCACAUAUUAAACUACGUAGAAAAGGACGGUAACUUUGAUAGCAUAUUCCUGCACGUCAAGGUGGAUAAUGAAGGAGCGAUCGAGUUUUACAAGAAGUUUGGAUUCGAAAUCGUCGAAACUAAACAGCACUAUUACAAGCGUAUUGAGCCGGCAGAUGCGCACGUUUUACAGAAAACCUUGGUCAAGCGAUCCGGGCAUCAACAGCACCAUCAUCAUCACAACGGGAUAGCCUCUGGAAAUAAUAACAACAAUCAGAUCAAUCAGAGUAGUCAAAGUAUUCAGAAUUCGACUUCCCAGCAGCAGGCGCCAGAAAAGAAUCGAUAAGUAGAUCUGUGUCUGAUUUUCAACACGCUGAGGACGAGGAUGGGAAGGUGGAGAUUUUUUUUGUGUUAACUUAUUGCCUUCUGAUUGAAUGCUGUUACGACGAUAAAAAGUGUAUCGAUAUAGGCAUAUUUAACAGUUCAGUUUGCCGCGCAACAGCAUAUGUGGUUUAAUAUAGUUUCUCUUAUGGCAGUGUUGUGUUUAGCACCAAUGAUGUAGAUGCCGUGGCAGGAAACCGGGAGGACGUUAGAUGAAUCAAUAUGUCACUGUGUUUGCUAGAAAUCCAAUAAAAUUAAGCGUAGAAGUGAAUUCUGUGUGUGUUGAAUUGAAAAAAUUUAAUGGUACGUAAUUUAGCUUUUCAGUUCUUUCCUUUACAAACGAGUACACAACGAUUCCAGACAAAUUGUUAAACCAUGAAUAGCCCGG
Molecule: messenger RNA, 1177 nt
Organism: Sabethes cyaneus
Lineage: Eukaryota; Metazoa; Arthropoda; Insecta; Diptera; Culicidae
Gene: san
Product: probable N-acetyltransferase san
Exons: 2
Coding region: 149-754 (201 amino acids)
Biological process (GO): mitotic sister chromatid cohesion
Cellular component (GO): NatA complex
Molecular function (GO): acyltransferase activity, transferring groups other than amino-acyl groups
Source: RefSeq, a predicted model, not a curated record